Molecule: messenger RNA, 417 nt
Organism: Peronospora matthiolae
Lineage: Eukaryota; Oomycota; Peronosporomycetes; Peronosporales; Peronosporaceae
Source: the annotation of a GenBank genome assembly
AUGCGGGGUCUUGCGGGUGGUCCCGUCAAGACUCACCUGUUCCGGCUUGAACUAGAUUCACUAGAGCAAGCCAUUUCCAUUGCGGAACAGGAAGACUUCAGUCUGAGACAGGCUCGCGCCAGCUCGACAUCAUAUCGUCAACCGAGACGAUAUGACAACGGAGGUCCAGAGCCGAUGGAACUCUGUUAUGUAGAAAGCGAGAAGGCUCGCUCUACAGACUACAAGAAGUUGCAGAAAUGCAACAGAUGUCAGAAGACAGGACACUACGCUUACGAGUGUAGUGCCCCUCGUCCAGUGUCUCGUGACACUGGGCGUAGUGACCGUCCACCCAUGAGAAAGGGGCAGGGACGCGGGUCCGAUGUUGGUGCAAAGACGCAACAAAGGGAUGGACCGUCAAAAAACGGACAGGAUCAGUAG